This is a messenger RNA of Rhincodon typus (whale shark), 4800 nucleotides long. It is a transcript of the gene zmpste24, whose product is annotated as zinc metallopeptidase, STE24 homolog. Gene Ontology annotation, cellular component: endoplasmic reticulum membrane. Gene Ontology annotation, biological process: CAAX-box protein processing. Gene Ontology annotation, molecular function: metalloendopeptidase activity. The coding region runs from base 207 to 1628 and encodes 473 amino acids. The transcript is spliced from 11 exons. The record is from RefSeq and is a predicted model, not a curated record. Lineage: Eukaryota; Metazoa; Chordata; Chondrichthyes; Orectolobiformes; Rhincodontidae.
UCAACUCCAGUGACUGUUUCUGGGUGAAGGAAAAGGUCGCUUCGUACGUUGGAACAAACUUUACCAGCGCAACCAACUUCCUGUCCGCCCGGAUCUAUUUAAGUGUAACCCAGCUGGCGCAACGGUCGAGAUCUUGUAAAAAGAAGAUUUAAAUAAAAUUGAAUAGUUUUCCCGUACCGGUGACAAUCGAAAGUGGACUGGGAAUCAUGAUUCACCUUAUUGCAGAGAUAAGCACCGAAAAUCAAAUAUUUUACUCGGUGCUGCUCUUUUCAUGGACCGUGUAUCUAUGGGAGGCCUACCUAGCCCAAAGACAGCGCAAGACGUACAGAGACACCACACUGGUCCCUGAAGAAUUGGGAAAGAUCAUGGACUCUGAAACAUUUGAGAAAUCUCGUCUGUACCAGCUGGAUAAGAGUACUUUUGGAUUCUGGUCUGGUCUUUAUUCUGAGACUGAGGGAACACUUAUCCUCUUGCUUGGUGGAAUUCCCUUUCUAUGGAGUGUAUCCGGGCACAUUAUUGGACGUUUUGGUCUAGGACCUGAAUAUGAAAUAACUCAGUCCUUGGUGUUCCUAUUUCUUGCAACAUUAUUCAGUGCAGUCACAGGUCUCCCGUGGAGCAUUUACAACACCUUUAUCAUUGAAGAGAAACAUGGUUUCAAUCAGCAGACUUUAGGAUUCUUUUUUAAGGAUGCUUUGAAGAAGUUUGCAGUGACUCAGUGUAUAUUGCUUCCUGUGACCUCACUCCUUUUGUACAUUAUUAAAAUUGGUGGGGAUUAUUUCUUCAUUUAUGCUUGGCUUUUCACAUUGAUUGUUUCUCUGGUUUUGGUGACUAUUUAUGCUGAUUAUAUCGCACCACUGUUUGAUAAAUUCACUCCGCUUCCUGAUGGAGAGUUGAGAGAGAGUAUUGAGGAAAUGGCCAAGAGUAUCAGCUUUCCCUUAACCAAGGUUUAUGUAGUGGAGGGAUCAAAGAGGUCAUCUCACAGCAAUGCGUAUUUUUAUGGCUUUUUUAAGAACAAGCGUAUUGUUCUGUUUGAUACGCUCCUCGAAGAUCAUUCCCCAUUAAAUAAAGGGACAGUUGAUGAGAACAUUGAAAUACAGACAGCUGCAGGAGAUGGGAGUGAAACUGAGAACACUGAAACCAAAGUAAGACCAAAGAAUAAGAGGCAGGGCUGCAGUAACCAAGAGGUUCUAGCAGUGCUUGGCCAUGAGCUUGGGCAUUGGAAAUUGGGCCAUACUGUGAAAAACAUCAUUAUUAGUCAGGUGAACUCUUUCUUCUGCUUUUUCCUGUUUGCUGUUCUCAUGGACAGAAAGGAGCUUUUCUCUGCUUUUGGUUUCUAUGAUACCCAGCCUACUCUUAUUGGGUUGAUGAUCAUCUUCCAGUUCAUUUUCUCUCCCUACAAUGAGGUGCUAUCCUUUAGCCUGACUGUAUUGAGCAGGAGAUUUGAGUUCCAGGCUGAUGCAUUUGCAAAGGAUCUGGGAAAAGCCACAGACCUGUACUCUGCACUAAUAAAACUGAACAAGGAUAACCUAGGUUUUCCAGUUGCUGACUGGCUGUAUUCUAUGUGGCAUUAUUCCCAUCCACCUCUCCUGGAGAGACUCCGUGCCUUAAAGGACAAGAAGAAGGACUGAGAGAAGGAAAAGGAACUUAUAUUCACCUUUAAGAAAUUGAAUAGUAUAUUUUGUUUCAAUUUUUUUUUUAUUUUUCAUUCCAUGAACAGUGCAGAUCUGUACUGGAUGUUUGUAUUAUGGGAACUGGAUUAGGAUCUGAGUGCAUUUAGCUUAUGCACUGACUGCCAGCAGUACAGAUCAAAGUAAUAUUUUAAGUUGUGUUAAAACUACACUGAAACUUGAAUUAGUUUUUAAUUUAGCACAUGCCUAGUUUAAUGCGGUACAAGUGAAUCUAUAUAAGCCACACCAGCACAAUACCUAAGGUUAUAAAUCUUUGAAUCUAAGUUGCAUCAUAUACGAGAUGUUGUCCCAAGUGCUCUUGGAAAUGUUUCAUGUACAUCACAUUCAAAGUAAAAGUGCAACUUUAUAAAGCUUUAUUUGCUACUGCUUUAGAUAUCUUCCAUACCAGCAAACUGUGAGAUAACAUCUCUAUUUAUAUCAGUUCUUUAUUAAAAAAUUCCUUUUUAUUAAGGGUCUCAAGUUUUCAAAUGAUAUAGAUCAAGAUUGAACUUGAAUGCUAUUUUGAGAGACCAUAUGAGUCUGGGUUGGAAGAGAUUGGGAAAAGAAUGAAUGUAAACGUGGCUGGUCACCAGAUGUUUUUUCGUCUCUCUUCUGAAAUGAAGGAGUGGUGAUAGUAAAGUGUUUUAUUUUCUCCUUUUCCAUGCUGCUUUUUGAGUGAGAGGGGGAUAUUGGGUGCACAGUGCUUCUUGGGCUCUGUGAUGGCUCAGUUGGUAGAGCAGCCUUAACUAUACAUGUGAGGAGUUGGCUUAGUAGUGCCACAAAUGGCAUUUUACUACCAAAUUAACAAAGGUUAUGCCUUGACACUUCCUUCCUGAAAGGGUCUGUGUUUGCAUGUUGGAAACCCAGUCAACAGGUUUGCUGACACUUGCUGUCUAGACAUAAUGAGCAAUGGUCGCUAGAAGGGUACUGGACAAUACUGAUGGAACUCUAUCCCACUAUAAGCCAAUGUUUUUAGAAAAGAAAUGGUGAGGAAAAGGGGUUGGGGAGAAAUUCCAGUCACUCUGAACAUGAAUUACAAUUGUAAAACCAUGUUGAUGUAACUAGGUAGAUUCAGGUUUGUGCUGUGGUUUAAUUUUCAGUUUUCAGACCAAAGCCAUUACCUGUGGGGAGGGUUUCUUUAAAGUGCUCAUGUCUAUGUCAGCAGAUGUAGGAUAUGAGUAAAUAUGCACUGUAAUAACUUUUCAUAUCGUGAUAAUAAGAAGUUUGGGGCAAAAUUUGCUCGAUCUGAUGACAGUUCUGGUAUUUUGUUUCUCCCUCCAGGGUUAUGGAUACCCCUCAUUUUAUGUCCGUUUUUAAUUUUAUUGUGUUUGGGAUACUUGAAUUCUAGAGAGCUUUGACCAGUGAAGGUUAAAGUAUAUCCGUUAUUUCCUUCAUUUACAAGUGACUGUUCAUGAAGUAAAUUGACUCUGACUGAAAUGAACCCAGUCUGUACCUUAACUGGCAUGUGAUAUUGCAUUUUUAUUUGGUACCUGUGAAGUCAUUUGUAUGAUACCUUACCUUUCUGUAUUGCCCAGAGCAUCUUUGUCCAUUUUGUUUGCAUUAAUAUAUGCUACAGAAGAGGUCAAGGGAGGGUGCUGCUAAUUGUAUUCAGUUGUUAAAUUACCAGUUCCAAAUAUAAAAUAAAUGUUCAUGGUGUGUACAGUAUCAGGGAUGGAAGAGAUUUAUACUCAUUUCACUGAAUGUGACUCUGCGCACAGUUAGUUGUCACCACCCGUACUGUCCCUGCUGGAUUGUGGACCUUCGUAGUUUACUGUCAUAAGUUGUUUCAUGAAUUGGGAUGCCACAAGUUUCAUUGACUUCUUAUUUGCUGCUGUUUAAAUCUCCGGAUCAGCUGAAGUGAGAAAAAAUUAACUUGCAGGGUUUCAUGUGCUUUUCUUUUCCUCCCACUCGCUCUUCCAUUCCAAGUGGUGCUCUCCAUCACUAAUUCCAGCCCUCCACUACCUCGCCCAAGUUCUCGGUUUUUCAUGUACUAGCUUUGAGUUGGGUGUUCUAAAUGUGUUGGGGUGAGCAACGCUGUCAAACCCAUUCCAGUUCCAACCUUGUGGGUCAAUCAGCAACAAUUGGCAACAGGAACACUCCCAAGUAGCGCAGGAUUCUGGCAUCUCUACCACGGCGCACUGGAGACCUGUGAUGCCAGGGAAAACAGCUAGUCAAAAUUCCCUGUUUGAUAUACACCUCGGUGCCCCACAGCCUGGCAUUGUUUGUCCACAGAACCAGUGGAGGUAGCCAGAUUUUUAUUUUUAAUAAAAUAUCUUCACUUGGUUGUGAUGCAAAACGUUUGAAUCUGAGGACAUUGCAGAUUUGAUGUUUCAUGUGAGAAAUCUAGAGAUGAAGUUUAUCAUCGCUGUUUGAGUUGGCCAUGGGCUCAGCCUUUGGCUUGUGGUCAGUCCAUUCAAAAGCCUGAAGGUUGGCUUCUUAACUGUGCAGAAUGGAUUAUCAGAAGUAAGUUAUUUUUGCAUAGUGAACAAGCCAUAAUGUUACUUUGACAAUAAAAAAUAAAGGAUUUAUUGCACAUCUAUAUCUCGCACACCAAUCAUCAGUGUAAUAUUCUUAAAACUUUUUAUUUAGUCCUGUGUGUAUACAAAAUGGAAAUUAAAAAUUGAUUGAAACCAUUCUGAUGAAGGGCUCCAUUCGCAAAGAUUAGCCCCUGUUUCUGUUUCAUAUACUGAUCUGUGCAUUUACACUGUUUUCAGUUUUUUUUUUACGUUUUUUGUGGGCUAUGACAUUAAACAGAUGUUGUGAAUGAAGCAUUAAAGUUUAAUUGAAAUUAAGAGAUGGAACUUUUAAGUAAGUUAAAUUAAGAAAUGAACAUGGGACAAGAAAUGGAAUAUUUAAAUUAUUGUGGGGAAUGGAUUAAAAAAAAUGUCAAUGGUCAUUCAUACUAUUGAGAUGCAGCGUGAAUAUUGGAAUCCUGCUUGAUCUUGUUCUGUUUUAUCUAUAAAGUAUUUGACAUCUGUAAGCAUAGAUUCCGUGAACAGCGUUAUGAUUAACACAGUUAAUAGGAUUAGAUAAUUGGCAUGUUUUGGAAUUGUGAAACCAAUCCUAUCUUAAACAGCUGUGAUAAAUUAAGUUCCAAUGUGGUGUCAAUUUACAAUAAAUGGAAGAAAUGACA